CGCGACUACGAUUGAGUAUGCCGCACUUCCGGCCAGAUCGCCGGAUAUCCGCUGAGUGACCCUUACGAGUCCUUUUUGAUCCUGAAGUGUAUUAGGUGCCGCUGUUGCUGCUCGUGUUGAGUCCAGAACCGUAGGUGGACAUGGGUCUGGAGGACGAACAAAAGAUGCUGACCGGAUCCGGAGAUCCCGAGGAGGAGGAAGAGGAAGAGGAGGAAUUAGUGGAUCCCCUAACAACAGUGAGAGAACAAUGCGAGCAGCUAGAGAAAUGUGUAAAGGCCCGGGAGCGGCUAGAACUGUGUGAUGAGCGUGUCUCCUCCCGAUCACAUACAGAAGAGGAUUGCACAGAGGAGCUCUUUGACUUCUUGCAUGCAAGGGACCACUGCGUGGCCCACAAACUCUUCAACAGCUUGAAAUGAAUGUGCAGACUCAUUUACCUCAGCCUUCAUCACCUGGGCAUCUGGAUACUUCCUUGUGGAUUUGAAUAUGUCAUUUGUUUUUAAUUUGUGUAAAAGUUCAUAUGAACCUCAUGGAUUUUGGCUUAGGCAAGUAGCUUCUAUGUAAUUAGCAGUGAUUCCAUCUAAAUAAAAUUUUGGGAACUGC
Molecule: messenger RNA, 600 nt
Organism: Lemur catta (Ring-tailed lemur)
Lineage: Eukaryota; Metazoa; Chordata; Mammalia; Primates; Lemuridae
Product: cytochrome b-c1 complex subunit 6, mitochondrial
Exons: 4
Coding region: 141-416 (91 amino acids)
Biological process (GO): mitochondrial electron transport, ubiquinol to cytochrome c
Source: RefSeq, a predicted model, not a curated record